CCCGCCGCGCCCCCGCGCCCCACCUCCUUCUCAGUGUUGGACAUCUUAGAUCCCAACAAGUUCAACAGCAGGAGACGCCGGUGCGUGCUACUGGGCCCUGUGGUGCCCGCUACGUGUGCCCCAUGCGCCCCGGCGGCCGCGUGCGUCCCGGUCCCCGCUGCCUCCGGACGCUCGCCGCGCGCAGAGCUGGAACGCCGAACCCUUGCCGUCGCCACGGGAGUUGCAGCGGCUGCGGGAGCUGAGCCUACAAGUGCUGGAGACUCUUACAGGGCGGACGAGGCCGAGGCCAACGGCUACAGCAGCGGCAGCGGCCGCAGCCCGACCGCGGACAGCGAGGAUGAAGCGCCGGAGGACGAGGACGAGGACGAGGCGCCCGAGGUGCAGGAUGCUCACGGCACGGAGGAGGUGCGGGGAGGCAGCGGCGGCCUCGGGGCCCGCGGGUCGGGCUGCCCCGGAGCGGCCGAGGUCGAGGCUUCCCCUGUGGAUGAGGCCGCAGCCCCAGGCCCCCGUGGGAACUCGCCCGCAGCCCCGGGCCCGCCUGCAACAGCUCCGGGAGCGGGGGGCGCGGGGAGCACCCCGCAGGGCGCGGCCGUGGCCACCAAGCCCAAGCGGAAGCGCACGGGCUCCGACUCCAAGUCCGGGAAGCCGCGGCGCGCGCGCACCGCCUUCACCUACGAGCAGCUCGUGGCGCUGGAGAACAAGUUUAAGGCCACUCGCUACCUGUCGGUGUGCGAGCGCCUCAACCUGGCGCUGUCGCUGAGCCUCACCGAGACGCAGGUGAAGAUCUGGUUCCAGAACCGCCGAACCAAGUGGAAGAAGCAAAACCCAGGCGCCGACACGAGCGCGCCGACCGGCGGCGGCGGGGGCCCCGGUCCAGGAGCAGGGCCCGGCGCGGGACUGCCCGGCGGCCUCAGUCCGCUCAGCCCCUCGCCGCCCAUGGGCGCGCCGCUCGCCUUGCACGGCCCGGCCGGGUACCCGGCGCACAGUCCGGGAGGGCUGGUGUGCGCCGCGCAGCUGCCCUUCCUGUCCAGCCCCGCGGUGCUCUCGCCCUUCGUGCUGGGCUCGCAGACGUACGGCGCGCCCGCCUUUUAUGCGCCCCACCUCUGA
This is a messenger RNA of Peromyscus maniculatus bairdii (prairie deer mouse), 1107 nucleotides long. It is a transcript of the gene Nkx1-1, whose product is annotated as NK1 homeobox 1. Gene Ontology annotation, biological process: regulation of transcription by RNA polymerase II; cell differentiation. Gene Ontology annotation, molecular function: RNA polymerase II cis-regulatory region sequence-specific DNA binding; DNA-binding transcription factor activity, RNA polymerase II-specific. Lineage: Eukaryota; Metazoa; Chordata; Mammalia; Rodentia; Cricetidae. Gene Ontology annotation, cellular component: nucleus. The record is from RefSeq and is a predicted model, not a curated record.